AUGUCGCUCGCUAACCCUCCAUAUCUGAGCUCUCUACAGAACAACAUCCGAGCGAGACCAAUACCGUGGGAUGGAGCUGUUCGAGCUGGUAAUCUGUCCGAGGAGCAGCUCAAGAUAAUCAAAUCUGUUGACAAGGUUCGCAAAGAGCAAAGGAAGCAGACGAUCGAGUUGAAUACAGACCCUUAUGCCACCCUACUAGCAGGAGGUGAAAGCGGUCCCAGUGUCCUUGAGAAGGCCCAAAAACGACAGGAUAUCAUACAAUACAUCCUCGUACUAGCAACAGAUCUUAUUGCCGAUCCAUACAAGCAAUACCUGGCUCUACUUGGCAGCUCCAAUAACCCAGAGGACGCCGUACCUCUUCUCGCUGCCACCUUCCUCGCCAAUCUAGUUGCUUUCUCUCUGACGUCUUCCUCCAAAGCAGUAGAAAGAGACAGCGAUGCACUACCGAAGCUGUACUCGUACCUAUCUACUCUGGUAAAAUCGCAAGAUGCUGGUCUUCAAGAUAUUGGUGUGCAGCAUAUGUCAACUGUUCUGAGAUCAAGUUCUGCGAAGGAAACGUUCUGGAAGCAGAAAAAUGACACCAUUGCUCCCCUGUUCGAUAUACUUAGAAAGGCAGCAGGUGCAGCCAAAGAUACAGACUCGACUCUAUGGAGUGGUGCAGCAAGCGUACGGAGCGCCGACACUCGCUUUGGUGGUGGUGUCGGUCUGCAGCUGAUGUAUCACAUACUCUUGGUCAUAUGGCAACUCAGCUUCGAGGCAGAGUUGGUGGGUCCUGGCCUUGAAGAGGACGAAGAAAUAGUUCCACUGUAUGUGCAGCUACUGAGGAUGUCGCCCAAGGAGAAGACGACCCGCUUGCUGCUGGCAACCUUGCACAAUCUCCUAGAGGCGAACAAGAAAACUCUGAUACCGAUUGCAACGACUGCGAGACUGCCUGCUCUACUUGCGAAUCUCGCAACACGACAUCUAACAGAUGACGAUGCGAAGGAGGAUCUGGACGCACUUGACCAGAUGCUCGAUGAAUACACUAAAGGACAGACCACCUUUGACGAGUACGCAGAUGAGGUACAGUCGGGUCAUCUCAGAUGGUCACCGCCUCACAGGAGCGCUACCUUUUGGAGGGAAAACGCGCGAAAGAUUCUGCAAGACAAAGAAUUACCCAAAAAACUGGCAGAAAUCACGGGCAAGAAGUGGGAGAGCGACAAAAAGGUACUGGCUAUUGCUUGCAACGAUAUAGGCAACCUUGUUCGAGAGGUGCCCGAGCACCGCACCACUCUGGAAAAGCUGGGUCUGAAGGUACGAGUCAUGGAGCUCAUGACAGAUGCCGAUGAGUCAGUGAGAUGGGAGAGCUUGAAGGCUGUGGGAGAGUGGAUGCGUUACAGCUUCGAACGAUAA
This is a messenger RNA of Lithohypha guttulata, 1392 nucleotides long. It is a transcript of the gene VMA13, whose product is annotated as H(+)-transporting V1 sector ATPase subunit H. Gene Ontology annotation, cellular component: fungal-type vacuole membrane; vacuolar proton-transporting V-type ATPase, V1 domain. The transcript is spliced from 3 exons. The coding region runs from base 1 to 1392 and encodes 463 amino acids. The record is from RefSeq and is a predicted model, not a curated record. Gene Ontology annotation, molecular function: proton-transporting ATPase activity, rotational mechanism. Gene Ontology annotation, biological process: proton transmembrane transport. Lineage: Eukaryota; Fungi; Ascomycota; Eurotiomycetes; Chaetothyriales; Trichomeriaceae.